GAGUAAUACGGGGCAUCCCAGCGAGGUAGCGUCUCUAAACGUACAGUUCGUUGUCGAGUUUCAAGAAAUGUGGUCGUCUGACACUGCGUCCGUCCGCGUUACUCGCAACAACACGGUUGUUAGCAGUUAACGAAAAGAAAGAAAAUAAAAAAACCGCGUAAUGUAAACACGUAACGUCUUUUGUUUACAAUAAUCAUGGACCAGUGUUUAACACGCCCGUUUUUUGGGCGAUAAUAACUUUUAAGCGAGUCGAUUUUUUUUAAAUUAAUUCGUAUGUUUGAAAAAAAAAUUUUUUUUUUUAAUUCAUUGUGUGAUUGUAAUUUGUGGCUAUUGUGGUGUCUAUAGUGUAUGACCUCGAACUGUUUGUGAUCGUACAAGUGUUUAAUUUAAUGAACGGUGCCGGACUGUUUAAAAUUGGAAUCGAUUUUUAUUCAUUAAGGUGAAAUUCUUCCCCCACCAUGGCCACAGAAAACAGCAACUCCACGUUGGAGAUGGGCACCAGUGACCAGGUUCUGGUCGCGAGUAAACGUAAGAAGAAUAUAACAUACGGCAUAGGCUUUGGUGUGAUGGUACUUAUUAUCGCGGUAGUCGUCACUGUGGUCGUGCUGCUAGCUGAUAACGAUGGAGGAGUGGCCGAUCCUAUCAUCACAACUGAAGGACCAACCUCGCCCAUUACCACGACGACCACGACGACUACAACACUAGCACCGCCCACGACAUCUCCACCCGUGCCCACGACCACCGAUGCACCAACAGACCCGCCUCAAGAACCGCUCGAUCUUGAAUCGAUCAUAAACGGACUCUAUUCGGCCAACUCCUUCAACGCUUCUUGGUCGUCUGGCAACGAAAUUCUGUUUAGAAACUUUAACGGUGAUUUGGUUCAAUACAACGUGGAUUCUAGAGAUACAAUAAUUCUAAUUGCCAACACAUCACAGACUUUGCAGCAGUCUUCACGAGUGACGCAGCUCUCUUCUGAUGGAUCACAAAUCAUCCUGGCCUACAGCGUUGCGCCGCUGUUCAGAUACAGUUUCUUGGCUCGCUACGCUGCUUAUGACGUCGCGACCGGCUCUGAACGAGACAUCGUCCCUCCUGGAGUACAAUCCAGCGAGGUCUUCCUCCAGAACUUCGUGUGGGGUCCCAGAGGCACAUCUCUCGCUUUCGUCUAUUUGAACAACAUUUUCUAUCAGUCGAGCUUGACGGCCGCCCCUCAACAGAUUACGACUACAGGCGAGAUUAAUGUCAUCUAUCACGGUGUUCCCGAUUGGGUCUAUGAAGAGGAAGUCUUCAGUUCAAACAACGCGAUGUGGUUCUCGGCGGAUGGUCAGAAGUUAGCCUACGUGACUUUUGACGAUACAAACGUUCGGGUGAUGCCGGUCCCGCAUUACGGCGUCCCAGGCAACAUCAACUACCAAUACACCCAGCACCAUCAAAUAAGAUAUCCUAAGCCCGGCACAACCAAUCCAACUGUUACGGUUACUCUGCGGGAUCUCAAUUCUGGCUCUUCGAAUGCGUACGCUGCCCCCAGCGAUCUUAACGAGCCGAUCUUGAGGACAGUCCAGUUCACAGCUAACAACGUGAUCGCCUUGAUGUGGACUAACCGAGUGCAGACAACCCUAAGGGUUGUGCUAUGCACUCUCGGACAAACGGCUUGUACACAGAUAUACCAAUACACAGAAACUAACGGAUGGAUCGACAAUAUUCCACUGCUCUUUAAUAACGCGGGCGAUUCUUUCGUGACGAUUUUGCCUUAUGCUGUAGAUGGAGUUCGAUACAAGCAGAUUGUGCAAGUUUCACGAGGCACUGGCACAACUUGGCAGAGUACGGGAAGGACCAACACAGCUCACACCGUUUCGGAAAUCCUGCACUGGUCUCCGAAUGAUAUCAUCUGGUACCGAGCCACACGGGUUAACGACCCCGCAGAACAACAUAUAUACACCGUGAACAGCGCCCGUGAGGUUGCGUGCUUCACUUGCGAGAUCCGAAGGCUGGACGGCGGACAGUGCUUGUAUAACGAAGCUACCAUCAGUUCGAGUGGCGAGCGGAUCACGAUCAACUGUGCCGGACCUGACGUUCCGCAAGUUCUCAUCUUCGACAGUAGUGGUAACCUUAUCAAAGAAUGGGACACAAACUCGGAGCUCUUAUCGUUGGUGGCCAACAAAAUUCUUCCGACCACAGUGCGGAUGUCCGUACCAGUUGCCGAAGGGUAUCCCAACGCUGAUGUCCAGAUACAAGUUCCAGCAGAUUACCAGCACAGGACCAAUUUGCCUCUUCUUGUUUAUGUGUACGGCGGGCCCGACACAUCACUGGUAACGAAGCAGUGGUCGAUUGACUGGGGUAGCUACCUUGUCAGUCGCUGGAACGUCGCCGUGGCUCAUAUCGACGGUCGUGGAGCUGGAAACCGAGGCGUUAACAAUUUGUUUGCUCUUAACAGAAAACUUGGUACCGUGGAGAUAGAAGAUCAGAUUUCUGUUACAAAGUAUUUACAAGAAAAACUUUCGUAUGUCGAUGCUAAUCGCACCUGUAUCUGGGGCUGGUCGUACGGCGGCUACGCGGCCUCCCUGGCUCUCGCCCGUGGUGGAGAUGUAUUCCGAUGUGCUGCUGCAGUCGCUCCUGUUGUCGACUGGAAAUUCUAUGAUACAAUAUACACGGAACGUUACAUGGAUCUGCCACAGAACAACGUAGAGGGCUACGCCGCUUCAUCGCUGUUGGUCAAUGAUGUGGUGGAUUCAUACAAAAGUAAAAGCUAUUUCCUGGUUCACGGCACAGCGGACGACAAUGUGCAUUACCAACACGCUAUGCUGAUCUCGCGGCUUUUGCAGAGGCGGGACAUCUACUUCACACAAAUGAGCUACACCGAUGAAGACCACGAUCUAAUUGGCGUGAGGCCGCAUCUUUACCACGGCCUAGAGAAGUUCCUUCGAGAAAACAUGUUCUAAGAAAAAUAAAGCACCUUCUACAUUCCAUUUUAAAAAAUCGAUUUUAAAUUACAGUUGUCAAAAGUCUAGUCCGUAUGAAGAAAAGCAAACAAUAGUAAAAUAUAGUUUAAUAAUAGAAUUUUAACAAAAAUUUGUAAAUAUAAUACUAAUUUUUAGUGACUAACCUUGAAAUACAAAUAAUUUAAAAGUUAUACUUCUUAUUGCCAAAAUUAAAAGUUGUCUAGCUGUGUUGAAUCAAAACCUCAAACGUGGAAUACACUACACAAUUUAAUUGUCUGGCUUCUGGCAUCGUCAAUAUCUAUCUAUGGGCAGCGGUGAUCAUAUACCGUAAAAGGAACGUGCCGAGUGCUAAUAAUUCUGUCAUUGACAGCUAUAAAAAAUCGUAAUUUAUUAAGGGCAGCACAGAAGACAGCUCCUACUCUUGAGUGUAUUCAUGUUAAAAUUUUAAAUAUUAAAAAUAAUAUUUACUCUAGUGUCUACAUACUUUAUUUAUUUUAAAUAUUUUAGAUUAUGCUUCCACAGCAACAAGCGAUUAAUUUAAGAACACACCCGAUUCCUACCUUAAUAAUGCAGUAUCACAUUUAAUAUUGGUAGCUUUACUUAAUAUAUUUUUGACGUGACAACGUCUUAUAAUUCGAUGGAGCCGGCUGCACGCACGAAAAAACAUGACUUAUGCGGCGUUACCUCGCUCUGAGGCGUUCCAUUUAAGGCUUGAAGUGCAAGUGAGAGCGUGCAACGAGCGACAAAGAGGCACAAUCGGCCUCCGCGUUCGGCAGCGUUCGACAUCUGUCUCUCUCCUACUUGAGUGAGCCAUGUAUACGCGUGGACAGCUGCUAUACAAUAAUACAUUUACACAAAUAUCUAUCAAACAAAUAAAAUAAAAUAAAAUCUUUUGAAAAAUGAAACCAUUCUAUCAGUAUUUUCUUAUGACGUUGUCGCGUUCAACUAUCGUCAAUAAACCGACUUUACAGACAAUCGAUUUUCCUAAAAGAAUAGAGCUUGCAAACUCUUAUUACAAUUUUUUUGGCUACCAUUUUUUUAAUUUAUUAAGAUCUGUUCAUACUGUAACAAGCUAUUGUAAUUUCACGGGUGUGGGAAAUCUUGAGAGGGAGCAUCUAGUUGCUAGUGGUAAAGCUUAGAUAAAAUGUAAAUAGUUUUAAAUAUUCCCAGUAUUAUAAUGUUACUGAAUGUUGCCAAACCUUUGAGAAUGACACAGGGUUUCUUCACCUAUAUGUAUAUUUUGAUCCACGGAAGGCACCUAUGUAAAUUGCUUGUAUAAUAUGUAAAAGUUGUUUCUCUGCUUAACUGGUGUUACGUGUUUUUGUAAAUACGAUUUAUUUCCAAUUUAAAAAUAAAAAUAAAGACAAUUUUUCCAA
Molecule: messenger RNA, 4312 nt
Organism: Bombyx mori (domestic silkworm)
Lineage: Eukaryota; Metazoa; Arthropoda; Insecta; Lepidoptera; Bombycidae
Product: venom dipeptidyl peptidase 4
Exons: 18
Coding region: 459-2936 (825 amino acids)
Biological process (GO): proteolysis
Cellular component (GO): plasma membrane
Molecular function (GO): dipeptidyl-peptidase activity; serine-type peptidase activity
Source: RefSeq, a predicted model, not a curated record